AUGACUGAAAUGACCCUGCGUCGCUUGUUUCCCCUAAUGAAGACUUUUUACGGCGAAAUGUUUGAAUUCUCCAAUGAGUAUUUGCAUGAUGACAUCACCUAUUCGCAAGAUUACAUUGGACCACAUACGUAUCACACCUACUUUUGUGAUGCCAGUGCAUUGCAGGGCCUUCAUUGUGUAGAACACAAUGGGGGAGGUGGUGAUAGUUUCUUCAUUGAUGGUUAUCAUGUAGCUGAGCAGUUGAGUCAACGAAAUCCCAAAGCUUUCGAGAUACUCUCUCGGGUCCAUGUGCCAGCAGAAUUUUUGGAUAAAGGAGAGCGUCAUAGAUUUUCAUCUCCCAUUAUACGCGUUGAUCCUGUGACCAAGAAGGUGUUUCAAGUACGUUUGAAUUUGUACGAUCGCUCGGUCUUCAAUACUUUGGGGCAAAAUGAAAUGCGUGACUUUUAUGAGAGUUUGAGGGAAUUUCUUACUAUUGCUCAUGACCCUGGUAAUUGGUGGCAAUUGAAACUAAAUCCUGGUACUAUGGUUAUCUUUGAUAAUUGGCGUUUGCUACAUGGUCGGCAGGCGUAUACCGGAAAGCGAGUUAUGAUUGGAGGCUACGUUCAAAGGACAGAUUUUCUCAGCAAGGCAAGAGUGAUGGGGAUAAUUGACUAA
Messenger RNA from Stomoxys calcitrans (stable fly), 654 nucleotides. RefSeq names its product trimethyllysine dioxygenase, mitochondrial-like. NCBI's taxonomy places the organism in Eukaryota, Metazoa, Arthropoda, Insecta, Diptera, Muscidae. The record is from RefSeq and is a predicted model, not a curated record. Gene Ontology annotation, cellular component: mitochondrion. The coding region runs from base 1 to 654 and encodes 217 amino acids. The transcript has a single exon. Gene Ontology annotation, molecular function: oxidoreductase activity. Gene Ontology annotation, biological process: carnitine biosynthetic process.